AUGGAUGUAACAGGUUGGAAGCGCUAUGGUGUUAAAGUAGCUGAAAAUGACAAAGAAUUCGGUGCUCGAUGGGGUAAUUGGUAUAUUGGAUAUCAUGGAACAAGAAGUGAAUAUGCGACAGAUAUACUUACAAGUGGUCUUCGCAUAAGUACAAGAGGGUGCCAUUAUAAAAAAGGAGCACCUCGAGUAUAUUUAUCACCGAGUAUUGAAUAUUGUGCUCAUCCACGUUAUGCAAUACCUUGUACUAAAACCGAUGAAAAUGGUAAGACACGAUGGUAUCAAUUAGUCUUUCAAUGUCGUGUCAAUCCUCAAUCAAUAAAGAAAAUUCGAAUCGAAACACUUAUCGAUGACAAAUAUAAAAAUAGUGUUACAAUAGAUACUAAUUUUGAUAAUAAUGAAUUAGAAUGGAUUAUACCAGGAAAGGAAGGUGUUUAUUAUAUAAAAGAUGAUAUCAUUUGUUAUGGAAUAAUGAUGCGCAUCUCUGAUGUAGAACCGAAAUAUUUAUCAACAUCGAAAUGGUGA
This is a messenger RNA of Rotaria sordida, 522 nucleotides long. The record is from the annotation of a GenBank genome assembly. NCBI's taxonomy places the organism in Eukaryota, Metazoa, Rotifera, Eurotatoria, Philodinida, Philodinidae.